AUGAGGAGACAAAGAGCGUUUACACAUAGGUCCAGGAACGGAUGCCGCACCUGUCGGUCCCGGCAUAUCAAAUGCGAUGAGGCCCCGGGUGCAUGCCGCAAUUGCACUUCCACCGGGCGCAACUGCGAGGGAUAUGACCAACAUCGAUUGCCGGUCCGCAAGACAUUGGCCCCUCAAGCAUCAAUGAAACUCGUCACAAGUCUGCCUGGAAUGAGUUCCGAUGAGCGCCGGUGUUUUCGGUUCUUCGAGCAUAACACCAUCCCGAUGCUGGUGGGGUACGCCGAGUCAGAAGUAUGGCAGCGGUUGGUGUUACAGAUGAGUCAAAGGGAACCCGCCAUCUGCCAUGCAGUGGUUGCACUGAGCGCCAUUCAUGAAAAAUUUGAGCGGAGGGGCAUGACGAUGAAACCCGAUCACCAUCACCAUCGCUUUGCGCUGGAACAAUAUGGUCGGGCAAUGUCAAUGCUCCGCAGGCGCAUACAGUCCAACGAUCCGCAGGUGCGGGAGAUUGCGUUGAUGUGCUGUGUUGUCUUUGUAGUUCUGGAGCUUCUCGAAGGCGAAUAUAAGAAUGCUUUCGCUCAUCUACAGCAAGGGCUGACUAUUCUGGGCAGCCAAUCAGGCCAUACGUCCACGACAGAAUGUGCGCUGGCGAAAGCGUUCCUGCAUCUUAAUGUACAACGAUCCCAUUUUGGCGGCCCGGACGUUCGUGUGACUCUCCACCCCCCUAAAGGGCGUGUAGCCGAAGCAACCUAUGAGAGAGUUAAGAUCCGCAGCGUGGCAGAGGCCAAAGAGCGCAUCCGAGUCCUGAUGAACAAUAUCUUCCAUUUUCAGUCAUGCUGCAACCUCUUCUUCCGGGGUGAUCUAGAGUCUGACAUUCUGAGCCUCUCCGCGCGGCAGUGCAAAUUGCAGUGUCAACUGGGUGAUUAUAGGGCAGACCUCGAGGCAUUCAUCUUGUCCCACAGCACCCGGCACGCCUGGACUCUGAGAGAUAUUCGGAGCAUGGAUGUGAUCCGAGUGCAUUUGGCGACCCUGGUUAGCCUGCUGGGAGGGACACUGGACACGACGGAAAUGGGCUACGAUCGCUUCCUUCCCGAGUUCAAGCGAAUCAACGAGUUCUGCGAGCGAAUUAUCAACAGCUUCAAGACCGAAUAUGGGGAUAUUAGUCGUCUGCCCGGUAUGGUUAUGGAUUUGGGAAUCCUGCCAUCACUGUUCUGGUCAUGUGUAAAAUGUCGGGAUUCCAGAACCCGGCGGCGCUCCUCCCAACUGCUGCAGGUAUGGCCGCAUCGGGAGGGGAUUUAUGACUCACGCUUGAUCUCGAUGAUCUGCCAGGGACUUAUCGCCAUUGAAAGCGAAGGCCAGGAGGACGAGACGGGAAUUAUCCCUCAGUCAGCCCGUGUGCAAACCCAGACGGUAGAAGUAGCCGAGGACCAGAGUCACAUAGUGAUCAGAUAUACAUUAUCCGGCUCUGAAACUUGGGGAGAAAACGAGCGAGAGCGGGUGGUCUCAUUCGAGAGCAAUGAAUGA
Messenger RNA from Aspergillus sclerotioniger CBS 115572, 1521 nucleotides. Its product is annotated as Zn(II)2Cys6 transcription factor. Bases 1 to 1521 code for a protein of 506 amino acids. The transcript has 2 exons. Lineage: Eukaryota; Fungi; Ascomycota; Eurotiomycetes; Eurotiales; Aspergillaceae. Gene Ontology annotation, molecular function: zinc ion binding; DNA-binding transcription factor activity, RNA polymerase II-specific. The record is from RefSeq and is a predicted model, not a curated record. Gene Ontology annotation, biological process: regulation of DNA-templated transcription.